This is a messenger RNA of Pezoporus flaviventris, 2218 nucleotides long. It is a transcript of the gene SPRY1, whose product is annotated as sprouty RTK signaling antagonist 1. Lineage: Eukaryota; Metazoa; Chordata; Aves; Psittaciformes; Psittacidae. The transcript has a single exon. Gene Ontology annotation, cellular component: cytosol; membrane. The record is from RefSeq and is a predicted model, not a curated record. Gene Ontology annotation, biological process: negative regulation of fibroblast growth factor receptor signaling pathway; negative regulation of Ras protein signal transduction; multicellular organism development. The coding region runs from base 1 to 963 and encodes 320 amino acids.
AUGGAGCCCCAAAGUCAACAUGGCAGCGGUGGCUCACUAGUGGUGAUUCAGCAGCCCUCCUUGGAUAGCCGGCAGCGGUUGGAUUAUGAUAGAGAGAGCCAGCCAGCAACCAUCUUGUCACUGGACCAGAUCAAGGCAAUCAGGGGCAGCAAUGAAUACACCGAAGGUCCAUCUGUGGUGAAAAAGUCUGGUCCGCGAACAGCACCAAGGCAAGAGAAGCAUGAAAGGACUCAUGAAAUUAUACCGAUUAAUGUGAAUAAUAAUUAUGAACACAGACCCAGCCACGUGGGGCAUGUGGCGCAUCAGAGUAACACGAGGGCUCCCAUCUUGAGCAGAUCAACCAGCACAGGGAGUGCAGCCAGCUCUGGGAGCAACAGCAGUGCCUCCUCAGAGCAAGGGCUGCUGGGACGGUCACCUCCAUCCAGGCCGGGGUCAGGCCACAGAUCCGAUCGGACAAUCCGGACGCAGCCCAAGCAGUCAUCUCUAGUUGUAGAUGAUCUGAAGGGUCCUCUGAAAGAGGACUUGACGCAGCACAAGUUUAUCUGUGAACAGUGUGGGAAGUGCAAGUGUGGCGAGUGCACAGCCCCGAGGGCCCUCCCUUCUUGCUUGGCCUGCAACCGACAGUGCUUGUGCUCUGCAGAGAGCAUGGUGGAGUACAGCACCUGCAUGUGUUUGGUCAAAGGGAUCUUCUACCACUGUUCUAAUGACGAUGAAGGGGACUCUUGCGCGGAUAAUCCCUGCUCUUGCUCCCAGUCACACUGCUGUUCUAGGUACCUGUGCAUGGGAGUGAUGUCCCUGCUUCUGCCUUGUUUGCUCUGCUACCCUCCUGCAAAAGGAUGCCUAAAACUCUGUCGGGGGUGUUACGACCGCAUCAAUCGUCCAGGGUGCCGAUGCAAGAACUCCAACACGGUCUAUUGUAAACUGGAGAGCUGCCCUUCCCGGGGUCAGGGCAAGCCCUCAUGAUUUUUGGAGGGAGGUUUACUUCCUUCAACUUCAGUUUUUCAGGUUAUAGCCGAUUUCUUUUUUUUUUUUUUUUUUCCUCUCUCCUUCUCUUCCUGCUCUCAUUUUGGGGGAGGCUGUUCUUUUGCUUCCUUUCUGUCUCCCCAACUUCAAUUACACAAGUUCUUCCCUUUGCGUCUUUGCUCUCCUCUUCCUGUUGGCUGGGUGUCGAGCAUUUUACAUAGUCAUUGCUGUUCCUUGGUAAGUGUGGACCUUGAAUCUGCAUCUGCUGCUUGCUUUGGCAGGGUCUUUUGAGUUUGUAACUGAACCACUCCUGAAAGAGAUAGUGAGGGCUCACUGGGCUCUUGAAGUUUUUUGCUCUGUGAAUAUCUUCCCAAAGAUGUUUUUCAUUCUCAGCAAUUCUGUUGUUUUUAACUUAACCCCCUGGGUACCAAGGAAGAACAACUUUCAUGAGUGAGCUGGAUUGUGAAAUAAUUUUUUUUUUGUGUGUGUCCUAUCUGGAGAAGGUUGUAAAAUAAAGGCUUUUCCAAGUGAAAGGCCUGACUCUUCUAUAAGCAGCAUCUUUUUUGGUUUGGUUUUUUUUUUUUUGCCUUCCCUCCUCUCUUGUCUCAACUUUCAAGAACAUUCUUGGUUCUGAGAAUUACCCUGCCUUCUUUUUUUUUUAAUACUUUUUCAAUGUAACUUCACUUUUUGCUACACUGUGUAGAUCUUCACAUUGGAGACAUUACAGCUGCAGCAUACUCAUUUCUUUUGCUGUCAGCUCUUUGAAGGAUAUUGCUCACUCCACCCUCCUGCUCUUGUUUUUAUAGUCUGUCAGUAUCAGUUGAUAUUAAAGUUGGUGGUGUUCAUGUAUCCAAACAGCCUUCAGGUGCCCUAGAGUCACCUAACUGUUCUUGAAUCCUUCUUGUUUCUUGUCAUCCUUCGUUUUGGUGAAUUUAGCUCUGCUCUGUACUUUAUAAAUUUAUUCUGUCCCUGUUUUAUUGCCUUAGCCACAAAUUGUGGUCCUUUUUUGUAUAUUUUAUGUAUAAAACAAAGUUGAAUCCCAACUAUUUUUAAGACAAAAGUCUGUUAAAACUUUUUUAUUGUAAAGAAUAUUUAUUAUGUGAAUCUCUAUUAUUUUAUGAUAUUUAUUGCAAAAGACUUUGAAAAUGUACUCAUGUCUGAAUAUAACAAAGUAUCAAUACCUAACGAAAUAAGAAUGACACGAAGAAAGUACAUAUGUUAACUAUAAUGCAGAAAAUAUAUUAAUUAAUGAAAA